AUGUACUCUGCACACUACAACGGAUUCACGUUUCAAGGCCAAGGGCGUGUGAACCAGCUCGGUGGUACAUUCAUCAACGGCCGACCGUUGCCUAAUGUGGUCCGGUUGAAAAUCGUCGAAAUGGCCGCGGCUGGCGUGCGGCCCAGCAACAUAUCGAGACAGCUCAAAGUGUCACACGGAUGCGUGUCCAAGAUACUCAACAGAUACCAAGAGACGGGCAGCAUUCGGCCGGGCAUAGUGAACAGCGAUCACGUCCAGAAAAUCUAUCCGAAACGAAUUUCGUAUUGUCCGGAGGAAGUCAGAGAUACGACAAUCAGAUCAGAUCGUCAUAGUAAUUACUCAAUCGACGGAAUACUGUCAGGAAGAACCGGUGACGUGGAUGUGCCGUCGGAACCGGGCAUAGUCAUAUCCAGAAAACAGAGAAGAGGAAGGACAGCGUUCACGGCCCAACAACUGGAAGGUUUGGAAAGGUCAUUUUUGGCUUGUCAGUAUCCGGAUAUAGCGGCCCGGGAGACUCUCGCCGCAAAAUUCGGACUUCCGGAACCUCGAGUUCAAGUGUGGUUCAGCAAUCGGAGAGCGAGAUGGAGGAAACAGAAUAGUUCCAACGUACAGCACAACAUAAUCAGCAGCAAUUUUUCUGAGAACCUAAACACACCUUCCUACACUGGCACAGCUGAUUGGAGACUUCAACCUGGCGUUCAGUACAACGGUUACUACGACGGGUCUGCGUGGGACGAAUACCAGCAAACGGCACGGACCAACGCGGCCCACCAAUACGGAGACAUAUUCAACCCGUCCGCCGCCGCUGUGGCUUACGGCGCGCACAACGAAUUUGCGGCUAACCCGACCAAACUGCGUGUGCCGCCGACCCUGCCGCCACCUCCGCCGACGACACAGCCGCCAACCGCCACCUCCGCCGCAACUUCCGCCGCCGCCUCCAUGGGAUACCAUCAGCCGCCGACCGCGGCGGUCAGUCGCUGGACGGAAUUCGGCAAACCCACCGCCGCCUCCACGGCCGCAGUCGACUACCCGGUGGCUUCUUAUUUCAACAACAAUUUAUUAUGA
This is a messenger RNA of Macrosiphum euphorbiae (potato aphid), 1065 nucleotides long. The record is from the annotation of a GenBank genome assembly. Lineage: Eukaryota; Metazoa; Arthropoda; Insecta; Hemiptera; Aphididae.